AUGCCCCUCAUAAACGAAUCCCACGACUCCCUCCCGUAUAUCGAUGCGACGCCGUCCGCCCAGGCGCGGGCGAAUGCGGAGAGGUUAAUCGCGUCAGAACUUCCAUCUGGUCACCAAACUUCGAUCCAUCCUUCAAUCCCCGAAUUCUCGGAGCCCAAAUUCUCGCCCUUCGUACAGCAGGAACUCGAGCGCAAGGCAGCUGGUCUACCUUUGACUGGAGGCAUCGAUCUAUCGCGCUAUGAGGCACCAGAGCCACCGACUCGCAGCCCGGAUGCAACACCCAAUCUUGAUGAAUGGCGUCAGACCUUGCGGAAAGCCUACACAGCUAGCUCUCAUUUGUCUUCACGGCAUGAGAACCUUUCGCUCCUUGAAGAAGGCGGCAAAAAUGCGUGGUUGAUCGGAAAUUCGCAGCUGGAAGACAUACUUAGAGGGCUUGAGAAGGAGCUGGCCGAGACUAAGGAGGCGGCAGAGAAUGUCAACAAGCAGCGUAAGAUCGCGCAAGAGGCGAGCCAAGGAGAGUUGACUGGGCUGGAGGAGUCAUGGCGACGUGGUGUCGGUGCUAUUCUUGAUGUGGAACUUGCCGCCGAGGACUUGCGAAUGAAGAUUCUGGAGCAGAGACGGCAAUACGCUCAGCAGCAGGCCCGGUAA
This is a messenger RNA of Aspergillus mulundensis, 648 nucleotides long. Its product is annotated as pre-mRNA-splicing factor SPF27 family protein. The transcript has 2 exons. The record is from RefSeq and is a predicted model, not a curated record. NCBI's taxonomy places the organism in Eukaryota, Fungi, Ascomycota, Eurotiomycetes, Eurotiales, Aspergillaceae. Gene Ontology annotation, biological process: mRNA processing. Gene Ontology annotation, cellular component: catalytic step 2 spliceosome; Prp19 complex; precatalytic spliceosome. The coding region runs from base 1 to 648 and encodes 215 amino acids.